ACAGGUUUGGCGCUUGGAGAGUCAUACAGCUUACACAGGGAUCAAAAGACUGCGCCUGGACCUCCAGUUGGACAUCUGUGCGCUUGGCUCUGGAGGUGACAGGCUGACUGCCAUGGACCCGCUGCUGCCCACAAAGACGGAGGUGAUGGAGCGAGAGACAGACCAGAAUUCGAGGAGGAAGAUCCAGUUCUCCGUGCCUUCGUCCGUGCCCACCCAGCUGGACCCGCAACAGGUGGACAUGAUUCGGCGUCGCAGGCCGACUCCAGCCACACUCUUCAGACUGACAGAUCCACCAUCACCAGAGGAGGACAGUGGGCUUCACCAGUGGGUCCUGGGGGAAAAUGGAGCCUUGAAAGCCAAACUGGUUCACGUGUCCACCUAUCAGCCACCCUCACUGAAAGAUGUCCAGACGAUGGCCCAGGCCCAACUGUCCUCCAUAGGCAGGAGCUGUGUGGACAGCCGCUCUUCUGGUGAGGAAGAGGAGGAAGGUGAGAAACGCAGCCAGCAGACAGACCCAGCUACAGAUAUAAGAGAAGAAAACAAAUCAUACAGGGAUCCGUGUGGUCUGUGGAGCAGCUUGACAAUAAGCCCUGAUCAGAGCCAUCACUACGGAGAUGAAAGGGAGGCCCAAGAAAGGCAGGAAGGAAAGGGAGAAUGACGAAAGAAGACGGCUGGAUGGAGACAGUGUUAGUGAGGAACCGAUUUGCAUAGCACGUAUAUGGGCCAUACGUAUGCGUGGAUGGGUGUAUGUACUGUAUGAGUGUGCGUUAUGGAUUUGUGAGCGUGUGUAUUCAUGCAACAAAAAAGUUGAAUGUAGAAAAGAGAGAGGAAAAGAAUGUUAAUGACCAGGUAUAAGGAAAUGCUUAACCUGAGACGUGAAGUAAAUCACAUCUUGUUCAGCCAAAGACACCGAACAAGAAAUAUGAAAACUACUGAGAACUGCAGUAUUUUCUCAUGCAUUUUUUUUUUUUUUUUUUUUUGUUCAACGAGAUUCAUGAUAUCAGUGUGUGCUCUGAAACUUUCUCCUUAGUCGAUUUUUAUUUGUGUGGAAAAAUACAAUUUACAAUUACUGUAUCUGCCAAGUGCACAUCUUGUACAGGGCAUUUUAUUAAAUGUGCUGAAACACACACCUUGUGAACAAUCAAAUACCAGAUGAUGUAUAUGGCAUUGAAACUGAGAGGUUCUGGGGAUAUACAGUAUACCCUAUAUUAAGUGAUACAGACGGUACUAUAACAGCAUAUUGGAGCACAGAACUAAACCUACAUAACACCCAACACGGGGCAUAUUGUGUUGCUUCUAUUGUUAAAGUAUACAUUGUGAGGUCCAGGAGGUCAAAGGAGGAUGGAUUACAGAUGAUCUGAGCACAGCAAAGCAGACUAAAUCAUUUCAGACUAAUCCAACUAAUCACAAUAAUGCAGCAGUUUUUCUGGUUUCAUUGGUAUGAACAGGCCUUUGGUAACAUGGCAAUUAACAAAUAUGAUCUGUUUGAGAUUCUGAACUGAAUCGAGACCUAUAUUGUCUAUAUAUAUUUAUUUAGAAUGAGUAUGAAGGUCCAUUCCUGACCCUGCAGAUAUGCAGUAGGAUGUUCUGUGUUGCUAAUAAAUGAAAUAUAAUGCACUG
Molecule: messenger RNA, 1620 nt
Organism: Monopterus albus (swamp eel)
Lineage: Eukaryota; Metazoa; Chordata; Actinopteri; Synbranchiformes; Synbranchidae
Product: protein phosphatase 1 regulatory subunit 1B-like
Exons: 5
Coding region: 113-658 (181 amino acids)
Biological process (GO): intracellular signal transduction
Cellular component (GO): cytoplasm
Molecular function (GO): protein phosphatase inhibitor activity
Source: RefSeq, a predicted model, not a curated record